CUUCAGUGGAGGGAUUGCUGCCCUGCUGAACAAACCCUGGGACCUUCUGAAGGCUGGGAGAGAAACCAGCCCAGGACCCCACACCAUCAGGGAUGGAGCGGGCCUCGGGGGAACGAGGGAGGGGCUGGCGAUCUUAUUCUGUGCCUUGGGAGCUUGGACUGGGCCUGCUUCUAAGCGUGUUGGCUGUCAUACUGGCCCAGGCCCAGGCCUUGGAUGUGCCUGGUUGUUCACGAGGAAGCUGUUACCCAGCCACGGGAGACCUGUUGGUGGGCCGUGCAGACAGACUGACUGCUUCAUCUACCUGUGGCCUGCACGGCCCCCAGCCCUACUGCAUUGUUAGUCACCUACAGGAUGAGAAGAAGUGCUUCUUGUGUGACUCCCGACGCCCCUUCUCUGCCCGAGAUAAUCCGCACAGCCAUCGCAUCCAGAAUGUAGUUACUAGCUUUGCACCGCAGCGCCGGACAGCCUGGUGGCAAUCAGAGAAUGGUAUCUCCAAGGUCACCAUCCAGCUGGACUUGGAGGCUGAGUUCCAUUUCACACACCUCAUUAUGACCUUCAAGACUUUUCGCCCUGCUGCCAUGCUGGUGGAACGUUCUGCAGACUUCGGCCGUACCUGGCAUGUGUACAGAUAUUUUUCCUAUGACUGUGGGGCUGACUUCCCAGGAAUCCCACUGGCACCCCCACGGCACUGGGAUGAUAUUGUGUGUGAGUCCCGCUACUCAGAAAUUGAGCCAUCUACCGAAGGCGAGGUCAUCUAUCGGGUGUUGGACCCAGCCAUUCCUAUCCCAGAUCCCUACAGCUCACGGAUUCAGAAUCUGUUGAAGAUCACCAACCUCCGGGUGAACCUGACUCGGCUUCAUACACUCGGGGACAAUCUACUAGACCCAAGAAGGGAGAUCCGAGAGAAAUACUAUUAUGCUCUCUAUGAGCUGGUUGUACGUGGCAACUGUUUCUGCUAUGGGCAUGCUUCACAGUGUGCUCCUGCCCCAGGGGCACCGACCCACGCCGAGGGCAUGGUGCACGGGGCCUGCAUCUGCAAACAUAACACGCGUGGCCUCAACUGUGAGCAAUGCCAAGAUUUCUAUCAUGACCUGCCCUGGCGGCCAGCUGAGGAUGGCUACAGUCAUGCCUGCAGAAAAUGUGAGUGCCAUGGGCACAGCCAUAGCUGUCACUUCGACAUGGCCAUGUACCUGGCAUCUGGCAAUGUAAGUGGAGGAGUGUGUGAUGAAUGUCAACAUCACACGGCUGGGCACCAUUGUGAAGUCUGCCGGCCCUUCUUCUACCGGGACCCAACCAAGGACCUACGGGAUCCAGCUGUGUGCCGCCCCUGUGAUUGUGACCCUAUGGGUUCCCAAGAUGGUGGUCGCUGCGAUUCCCAUGACGAUCCCGCCCUAGGACUGGUGUCAGGCCAAUGUCGCUGCAAAGAACACGUGAUGGGUACUCGUUGCCAGCAGUGCCGUGAUGGCUUCUUCGGGCUCAGUGCCAGUGACCCUCAAGGCUGCCAGUGUUGUCAAUGUAAUGCACGGGGCACGGUGUCUGGGACUACCCCUUGUGACCCCCAUAGUGGAACCUGUUUCUGCAAACGUCUAGUGACUGGACAUGGCUGUGACCACUGCCUGCCUGGCCACUGGGGCUUGAGCCAUGAUCUGCUGGGCUGCCGCCCUUGUGACUGCGAUGUGGGUGGUGCCUUGGAUCCUCAAUGUGAUGAAGCCACCGGUCAGUGCCGCUGCCGCCAGCACAUGAUUGGGCGACGUUGUGAACAAGUACAGCCUGGGUACUUCCGGCCCUUUCUGGACCACUUAACUUGGGAGGCUGAAGAUGCCCGAGGGCAGGGGCUUGAUGUGGUGGAGCGCCUGAUGACCAGCCAGGGGACUCCAUCUUGGACUGGCCCAGGUUUUGUGCGGCUGCGGGAAGGUCAGGUGUUAGAGUUCCUGGUGACCUCUUUGCCGAAGGCCAUGGACUAUGACAUUCUGCUACGCUUGGAGCCUCAGGUCCCUGAGCAAUGGGCAGAGAUUGAGUUGAUGGUGCAGCGGCCAGGGCCUGUGUCUGCCCAUAGCCCAUGUGGGCAUGUGCUGCCUAAGGAUGAUCGUAUCCAAGGGACUCUGCAACCAAACACCAGGUACAUGAUGCUUCCCAGACCUGUCUGCCUUGAGCCUGGCAUCUCCUAUAAGCUGCAUCUAAAGCUGGUGCGAACAGGAGGAAGUACCCAGCCUGCGAUCUACUCUGGACCUGACCUGCUUGUUGAUUCGUUGGUGCUACUGCCCCGUGUCCUGGUGCUAGAGAUGUUUAGUGCAGGGGAUGCUGUUGCGCUAGAGCGCCGUGCCACCUUUGAACACUAUCGCUGCCAUGAGGAAGGUCUGCUGCCCAGCAAGAAUCCGCCCUCGGAGGCCUGUGGCCCUCUUCUCAUCAGCCUGUCCACUCUCAUCUACAAUGGCGCAUUGCCGUGUCAGUGUGACCCUCAAGGCUCACUGAGUUCUGAGUGCAACCCUCAUGGUGGCCAAUGCCUGUGUAAACCUGGAGUGGUUGGGCGCCGCUGUGAUCUCUGUGCCACUGGCUACUAUGGCUUUGGUCCUACAGGAUGUCAAGCCUGUCAGUGCAGCCCUGAGGGGGCACUCAGUGGUUUAUGUGAAGGAACUAGUGGACAGUGUCCCUGCCGAACGGGUGCCUUUGGACUUCGUUGUGAUCGCUGCCAACGUGGCCAGUGGGGAUUUCCUAGUUGCCGGCCCUGUGUCUGCAAUGGGCAUGCGGACGAAUGCGAUUCUCACACGGGCGCUUGCCUGAGCUGUCGUGAUCACACCGGGGGUGAACACUGUGAAAGGUGCCUUGCUGGUUUCCAUGGAGACCCACGGCUGCCGUAUGGCAAUCAGUGUCGACCCUGUCCUUGUCCUGAAGGCCCUGGGAGCCAAAGACACUUUGCCACAUCUUGUCACCGGGAUGGGUACUCUCAGCAGAUCGUGUGCCAUUGCCGGGCAGGCUACACGGGGCCACGGUGUGAAACUUGCGCCCCUGGGCACUUUGGGGACCCCUCAAAGCCAGGUGGUAGGUGCCAACUGUGUGAAUGCAGUGGGAAUAUUGAUCCCAAGGACCCUGAGGCCUGUGACCCCCGCACGGGGCAAUGCUUACGUUGCUUAUACCACACGGAAGGCCCUGGCUGUGCUAUCUGCAAGCCUGGCUUCCAUGGGCAAGCUGCUCAACAGAGCUGCCAUCGUUGCACCUGCAAUCUGCUGGGCACAAGUUCCCAGCACUGCCCAUCGGUUGACCAGUGCCACUGUGAUCCAAACAGCGGGCAGUGCCCGUGUCUCCCCAAUGUCCAGGGCCUUAGCUGCGACCGCUGUGCCCCCAACUUUUGGAAUCUCACCAGUGGCCGUGGCUGCCAACCUUGUGCUUGCCACCCAACCCGGGCUAGAGGCCCCAGCUGUAAUGAGUUCACAGGGCAGUGCCACUGUCGUGCUGGCUUUGGUGGACGGACUUGUUCUGAGUGCCAAGAGCUCCACUGGGGAGACCCUGGCUUGCAGUGCCGCGCUUGUGAUUGUGACCCUCGUGGGAUAGACACUCCUCAGUGCCACCGAGCCACAGGCCACUGUAGCUGCCGCCCCGGUGUGUCUGGUGUGCGCUGUGAUCAGUGUGCCCGAGGAUUCUCCGGUGUCUUUCCUGCCUGCCACCCUUGCCAUACGUGCUUUGGGGAUUGGGACCGUGUGGUGCAAGACUUGUCUGCUCGUACCCGGCGCUUGGAGCAAUGGGCCCAGGAGUUGCAGCAGACGGGUGUGCUUGGUGCCUUUGAGAGCAACUUUCUGAAACUGCAAGAGAAGCUGGGCAUGGUGCAGACCAUCGUGGGUGCCCGCAACACCUCAGCUGCUUCCACGACGAAGCUGGUGGAGGCCACAGAGGAGCUGCGGCGUGAAAUCGGAAAGGCCACGGAGCACCUGACUCAGCUAGAGGCAGGACUGACAGACAUACAGGAUGAGAACUUCAAUGCUAACCACGCACUCAGUGGCCUGGAGCGAGAUGGGCUUGCACUAAAUCUCACACUGAAGCAGCUUGAUCAGCAUCUGGACCUGCUCAAGCAUUCAAAUUUCCUUGGUGCCUUUGAUAGCAUCCGCCAUGCCCACAGCCAGUCGGCAGAAGCAGAACGUCGUGCCAAUACCUCUGCCCUGGCGGUACCCAGUCCUGUGAGCAACUCAGCAGAUCUCCGGCGUCGCACUGAAAGGCUGAUGGAAACUCAGAGGAAAGACUUUAAUCGCAAACAUCUGGCGAACCAGCAGGCACUGGGCAAGCUUUCAACCCAUACUCAAGGCCUGAGUCUGACAGGCAUAAAUGAAUUGGUGUGUGGGGCCCCAGGGGAUGCUCCGUGUGCUUCCAGCCCUUGUGGUGGUGCUGGCUGUCGGGAUGAAGAUGGGCAGCCCCGCUGUGGAGGCCUUGGCUGUAGUGGAGCAGCAGCCACAGCAGAUCUAGCCCUAAGCCGGGCCCGGCAUACACAAGCAGAGCUACAGCGAGCAUUGGUAGACGGUGGUGGCAUCCUCAGCCAAGUGGCUGAGACUCGUCGGCAGGCAGGCGAGGCCCAGCAGCGGGCCCAGGCAGCCUUGGACAAGGCUAAUGCUACCAGAGGACAAGUAGAGCAGGCCAAUCAGCAGCUUCGAGAACUCAUCCAGAGUGUGAAGGACUUCCUCAGCCAGGAGGGGGCUGAUCCUGAUAGCAUUGAGAUGGUGGCCACCCGGGUGCUGGAGCUGUCCAUCCCAGCCUCACCUGAGCAGAUCCAGAACCUGGCGAGUGCAAUUGCAGAGCGAGUCCGAAGCUUGGCAGAUGUGGACACCAUCCUAGCACGGACGAUGGGAGAUGUGCGUCGGGCUGAGCAGCUACUUCAGGAUGCACAGCGGGCACGGAGCCGGGCUGAGAGUGAGAAACAGAAGGCAGAGAUGGUACAGGUGGCACUGGAAGAGGCCCAGCGGGCACAGGGUGCUGCACAGGGGGCUAUCCGAGCAGCAAUGGUUGACACACAGGACACAGAGCAGACCCUGAACCAGGUACAAGAGAAGAUGGCUGGUGCUGAGCAGGCCCUUGGCUCUGCAGGUGAGCGGGCCCGGCAAUUGGAUGCUCUUUUGGAGGCUCUGAAACUGAAACGGGCAGCAAAUAGCCUGGCAGCCUCUACUGCUGAAGAAACAGCAGAUAGUGCCCAGAGCCGUGCCCGUGAGGCUGAGCAGCUAUUGCAGGGAACAGUUGGCGACCAAUACCAAACGGUAAGAACCCUGGCUGAACGCAAGGCCCAGGGUGUGCUGGCUGCGCAGAAGAGGGCAGAACGUCUGCGGGAUGAGGCUCGCAACCUGUUACAGGAGGCUCAAGACAAGCUACAGAAGCUACAGGAACUGGAGGGUGCCUAUGAAGAAAACGAACGCGCACUGGAGGGGAAAGCAGCUCAGCUGGAUGGUCUGGAAACCAAGAUGCGCAGCGUGCUUCAAGCCAUCAACCUGCAGGUGCAGAUCUACAACACCUGCCAGUAACCCCUGCUCCAGGGCCUUCCCCCAAAGUCCCCAGCACUGCUGCGCACGCGCGUUGCCUACCCACAUAGGAAUGAGCCUGGCAGGGCUGGCAAUAAACCAGUGUGAACCUCCA
This is a messenger RNA of Dipodomys spectabilis (banner-tailed kangaroo rat), 5607 nucleotides long. RefSeq names its product laminin subunit beta 2 (gene Lamb2). Gene Ontology annotation, cellular component: laminin trimer. The transcript is spliced from 33 exons. Gene Ontology annotation, molecular function: extracellular matrix structural constituent; integrin binding. Gene Ontology annotation, biological process: basement membrane assembly; cell migration; substrate adhesion-dependent cell spreading. The coding region runs from base 93 to 5495 and encodes 1800 amino acids. The record is from RefSeq and is a predicted model, not a curated record. NCBI's taxonomy places the organism in Eukaryota, Metazoa, Chordata, Mammalia, Rodentia, Heteromyidae.